GGGCGGGCGGUGCCGCGGGGCGGGCCGGGGCCAGAGGCGGCUGCACGGGGCCGCCAUGUCGGGAGCGGCGCUGGGCAAAGCGGCGGCGGCGGCAGCGAGGCCGCGGAGGAAGGUGCUGAGCGCGGAGGAGGCGGAGCUGUUCGAGCUGGCGCAGGCGGCGGGCAGCGGGCUGGACCCGGAGGUGUUCAAGGUGCUGCUGGACCUGCUGCGCAUGAACGUGGCUCCGCUCGCCGUCUUCCAGGUGCUCAAGUCCAUGUGCGCCGGGCAGCGGCUGCCGGCGGCCAGCGAGAGCGGAGCCCCCGCCGCGCCGGCGCCGCUCCCCGCCGACAGCCGAGGAGCUGCCGUGGGGAAGGGGAACCAAAGCUGUAUCUGCUGUUGGCCCUGCCAUCUCUUGUUGGAAGAUGCUGCUUAUUUUUGAGAAGAGGAUGGCGUGGCUUCUGCGCAGGACAAGGCGUUUGGAGAUGGGAGAUGCCCCCUCUGCAUAGCUGGGACUUGUCUGCUGACGCAGCCAGAGCUCCUUGCGCUGAUGCAGAGAGCAGCGAUUGUUGUACACAAGCUUGCCAAGCUGCUUUGCACAGUGUUGUUCAGCUCUGCAUAUCUGCUCUUUCUCCUGUGCUUCCUCCUUUGUCAGAAGACAGACAAGUGGCUGAAGUAAUCCAGGUCUCACUAAACAUUAGCUGAGUCUGCUUUCUUCAAGUUUCAUCAGUAACAGUGAGAUAUCAGCUAAAGCUUCUCAGCUCAUUGUGAUGCAGGGAGGUUUUUUAAAGCAGUUAAAAAAAGACUUACUCUGAUAAGCAUUGCUGGGAGCAGGCGUAGGAAAGCACAUCACUUUCCUCUCCUCACCUCUGUAGUUAUUUCGGCUUUUUAUACAGCUAAAGCUCUUAAGCAGCAGGGAAUCAUAGAAAUGACUUUAUAUUGUGUUUUCCAUAGAAUAUAGCAGUGGCGUUCUGCACAGAGUUGUUUGUUGGUAACAACUCAUAACUGCCUCAGAAUUACUGUCUGACUAUUCGACCAGCCAUCUGGCAUGCUUAGCUAGAGACAGCUUCAUGUAAGCUGCAUUCCAAAGUGGUUGUCGCGAUAAUUGAUCUGGGAGAGGAAGAGCUUAUUUUAAAAGGAAGGGGUGUUCUUUGGGCAAUUUCUUCCCAUAAAUGCAAGGGAGAGUUGUGCACGCCCAUUAGGACAGUGGUGUUGGGUUUAGUUUAGACUAGGCGUUUGUAUAAUUUGCUGUUGUGCACUUAAAUAUGGCUUUAUGUAUUGGUUCCAUGCUUGCUUUUCCUGUCUGCCCACCUCACCCUCAAGCCACUGGUGAUUUGUGUGCAGUUUUCUACCCCUCUAUUACCAUACAUUUGCCAAUGCCCUGCUCUUUUUUUUUUUUUUUUCUAGACAAGUCAAUGUUCUUUGACAGUCCUCCUCUUUUCACUUCCAAUAUCUUUUCCACAUUUUCUCAUUCUCCAGCCCAAAUGCCUUGUGUGAAGUUCCUUUCCAGGGCUUUGCCCCAACUAAUUUUUUGUACCAAAUGAUUUGUUAACAUAAGCUUGCUUUUCAUUGUGCUCUUGCCUGGUGUAUGGAUUUUUGCAUGGCACCAGUGCAAUCUCCUAGUCUGCGCAGGAGAUAGAGUGCUUUCCUGAUUAACAAGUGAUUAAGAAGCUGCUCAGCUUUUUGCUUUCUUGACUGGUUAAAAAAUGUAGUUCCCAUUCUCUACCAGGGAGCUACCAAAUCUUCGCAUGACCAAAAUGCAGAUGGUAGUGAAGUGGUUAUCCUUAGUGGCAGAAACAGAACACACAGCUUUUCUUUUCUUUUCCUUGUCCUGCAAGUAACUUACAGAAAGUCUAGGCUGUUGGCUGCAACACUCUAAACCUGAUGUAGACCUAGUCUUGAAACAAUAGGUGGCUUCGUUACAUAGAGCAAAAUAUUUUUGUGGAAAUAACGUGCUCUCAAAACUGAAGUGUAAACUUUAUAUUUCUCAUUUUAUUGAAUCUUGUGGGUGGGAAAAAUCUGUUCUGGAUGCUGCAACUCAGCAUGCGGUACUGAGUAAUGAAGUUGAAUACCUAACCUGAUUCAAGUGAACAGGCAUGUUAGAGAAGAGGCUGUAAGUUCUGUGCAGGUGAUUUGGGGGCCCGUGUAGGUUGCAGAUUAUUUUGUGUUCUCUUCUUUCUACACAUUCUCAUUUGUAAGGUAAGUGUGGAACCGUGUACUUUCACAUGUAGGUGUGAAAGAGAGAAAGCGUGUGUUCAAAUAAUGAUCCACUGCUCCAUUUGCCUUAAUGCAUACCGAAGGUCUUAGAAAAUGACUUUUCUGCAUUUGAAAACUUAUUUUUCCUCUUCCUCUGUUUCAGAACUAGUUGGAUGGAUUUGUUGAAGCACCUUUUGCCAGUUGUACCUGGCUUCCUGACUGUGUCUCCUCAGGGAGGCUGCUUUAGCUGGGGUGAUGUUUUAGCCUGUGUGCCUCGUUGUGUACGAGCUGUUACAAGUACCUUGACAGCUUUGGAGGCCUUGAGAACCUGCUAGUUUGUGUGGUGAAGGACUGAGAAUGAGAGCCAUAAGUGCUUUGAAGAGUGAGGUCUAGCUGCGACUGAGAUUUUAUUUCAAAUUUCAUCACUUCCUAAUCGUGAAAAAAGUCCCAUCACUGUGCCAGCCACCAGUAGGUGGGCAAAAGUUUAGUCCUUCUGGUAACCACGUCAUGGUUGCAAGAUUCCAAUCUUACAAGCUGUUCUUUUCAUCCAGCCUUGAGUCUUUGUUCAUCUUGGAAGGCCAGCUGGCUUACUGUGCCUAAUGUAAGCCCUACUGAGAGACAGAAACAGGAUUGUGGUGAAUUUAAAUCUACUCUAGCCCAUAGUCAUUGCCCAUACACUGUAAAGGUGUUAGAGGUUGUUGCAGCCCUGACAUGCUAAUCCUCCCAGACUGCGUUACAAAUAAAGGUACUCACAGCAGCAGCUGAUGGAUUCUUCCUCUUUUUCAUGCCAGAGGGAAGAAAUUUUGCAGUUCCUGUUACUGCUCAGAAGUGGGAAAGGACCCCCUGAGGAAGGUAGAAGAUUGAGUAGAGAGUGGGCUGUAGGAGAAGAACUUUAUAUUUCCAAUUCUGAAAGUGUAUUUGGGGUUCCUUUCCUAAGUUUGUUUGGUCUUUGCUUGCCUUGUGCUAUAAUCAAAGAUAGUGUUUCUUCUCUCUGCCUCUUAAAACUGUCUCUUCCUGCCCUGCAGGCUCCUCUCUUGGUAUCUCGUAAAGGUUUGGAGUGAUGGUGGUCUCCUAGAGGCAGCUGUAGCAUUUUUUUACUGCAUUUUUGUUAGAGGUGUUUGGCAUUAAUGUGUUCAGUGAGCAGCCUAUGCACAACUUGCACUGGUGCUAGCGGUCAGAGGUAGGCCGUGCACACACAUCCAUUCGUCUCAAACUAUGUAAGGUUCUCGAGGAGGUGCAGAUGUAACCACUGCUUCUGGGGUCAUCUUUGGGCAGAGAGAAAUCCCUCUUUUGACUUGACUCUUGUAUCUGUAACUGCUUGGGCUACAGUUGUUCUGGGACAGCCAGACACCUCCAAGACCAGGGCAUCUUGUGUCAGUGAGGUAAAUAGCAGUGGAAUCCUUUUGCUAGUCCGUACUGCUUGAAUUGCAGAGGGUAAACUUCUUGUGCUUUGCACUAGUGGACCCUUAUAUUCCUGAUAGUGGAAGUUCACAAACCAUGUCUGUUGCUGCACGCUUGAUGAGCUGCUCUUGUCCAGUGCGCAGGUCUAGAGAUGAUCCUUCCAAAAAUACAGGUGACUUUUAUGGUGUGGGAAGUAACUGGUUUGUUUUAGUGUGAUGUCAAGGCUAUGAGGAUGGAGGGCAUGUUUUAUCUGAGCAUAGCUUUUCUUUACAGAGUGAAUCUUUCUACCCAAGUCAUUUCAGCUAGGUCAGAAGAUCAAGGACCUGACUCCUGGUAGCACGUAACGGUACAGUUGUCUGUAUGUGCACAUGGUUAGAGCUAUCAUACACAGGCUGGGAACCUGCACUCUCAGUUGGUAUAUGCAUGUGAGGAAGAGGAGAACACCCAUAUAGAGACGUACUGUACUGCUUAAAGCAUCAUGGUGAACUCUUAAUGCUUUGUUUGAGAUGUUAAGAGACUUUUCUCUUAAAUACUGUGAGAUCGUGUAUUGCCUUUGUGCAAUUUGUUUGUUUUCAUAGACAAUACUUGCAUUAGUAAAACUGCUGAAGUGCUUACAAGCUUGAGCUUUACAAAGAAAAUCUGCAAGGCUGGUUGGCUGGCUUGGGCUGAUGACUUGGCAGAUCACUAGCGUGGUUUACAAUAAUAGGUUAUUUUUUUUAAGAACACCUGAUUUGGCUGGGAUAAGUGAAUGCAUUUCUUUUUCUAACCUAGUUUGUCAAAUUUUACAGAUGUGAAGGGGCCACAUACUCUUACCUAGAAGUUCACAGGUUGUCCUUCCAGUACUGUGAGGCAUGAAUUUGUAGUAUUGAUGGGAGUGCUGUUUUCAGACAGUUACUCCAAGGAGAGACAGGUCAGUUUGGUAAGUAAGACAGACACAUCUCCAGUGUGUGCCCUGUUGGCAGCACAGAUCCAAGGUGAUCCAGAUGGCCAUGGAGACUCUCGUGUGAGGAGUAGCUAUUGGCAUUCUGCAAUUUGCUCUGUUGUGAUUACUAAGAUGUCGCUCUCCAUUUUAAUUGCAUGCGUGUAAUUAUAGAUACUCAGGGAAAAACAGCUCACUGGAUUUCUUGUGCUUUGUUUGCUCCUUACUGUGUUCGUGUUUAGCAGUGCUUCUUGGUGCUUGCUAUCUUUAAUAAAAACCGUGACUAUCUUGAGCCCUUCUAAAUAAUUUCUUUGUUCUUUAUUUUUUCUUUCCUAAUGCAAAUAUUACUUCUCAUCUGAAGUAAUCCUCUCUGCCAGGAAGCAUCAGU
Anas platyrhynchos (mallard) is the source of this 4880-nucleotide messenger RNA. Its product is annotated as mitotic-spindle organizing protein 2B. Gene Ontology annotation, cellular component: centrosome; spindle. The record is from RefSeq and is a predicted model, not a curated record. Lineage: Eukaryota; Metazoa; Chordata; Aves; Anseriformes; Anatidae.